Molecule: messenger RNA, 3888 nt
Organism: Notolabrus celidotus (New Zealand spotty)
Lineage: Eukaryota; Metazoa; Chordata; Actinopteri; Labriformes; Labridae
Gene: slitrk6
Product: SLIT and NTRK-like family, member 6
Exons: 2
Coding region: 133-2667 (844 amino acids)
Biological process (GO): axonogenesis; positive regulation of synapse assembly; regulation of presynapse assembly
Cellular component (GO): membrane
Molecular function (GO): protein binding
Source: RefSeq, a predicted model, not a curated record
UCAGUGGGAGAGAGGUGGAGGGAGCAGAGAGGGAAGUGUUGAGGAGGUUAACCCCUCUUCAAUGCGUCGGACUGGUGACACUUGAAGCAGGCUGCCUCUGUUCUCCACUUUCUGUCGAUAUCCCAAAGCAAAAUGCUGCCCCGUAUCAUUUUCAUCGGCUUGUUCCUCUCCGCGGCCAAGUCCCAAGACGUCCCCCCCUCGGAGGCCUCAUCCUCCAUUAGUGAGUCUUGUGACUCCCUGUGCUCCUGCGAGGGGAAAGACGGCAUCCUGCAUCUGAACUGCGAGCAGAGGAACAUCAGCAAAAUCUCCCAGAUCCAAAUCCCGGCAGGUGUGCCCUUCCACCUGAACCUCUACAAAAAUGACUUGGUGGAGCUCCGCGCCGAGGAAAUGGAAGGGCUUAAGAAUGCCCUCUCGCUGCACAUCGGGGGUAAUAGCAUACAAGAGCUGGAGCCAGGGGUCUUUAGCUCCCUGGGCUCGCUGAAAAAGCUCCACAUCAACAGCAAUUUCCUCGUCACUCUGAAAGAGGACACCUUCCAAGGCCUGGUGAACUUGGAGUUCCUCCAAGCUGACACAAACUUCAUCCGGGUCAUCGAGCCUGGGGCCUUCAACAAACUGAUCCGCCUCAAGGUCCUGAUCCUCAACGACAACUCCAUCGAGUUUCUGCCCAACAACAUUUUCCGCUUUGUGCCCCUCACACACCUGGACUUACGCGGCAACAAGCUCCAGACGCUGCCUUACGUCGGGUUCUUGGAGCACAUCGGGCGGAUUAUGGAGCUCCUCCUUGAGGACAAUGACUGGGUCUGUGACUGUGAUAUCCUACAUCUAAAGAUCUGGAUGGAGAACAUGAGGGCCCAGUCUGCUUUGGGGGACGUGGUCUGCACGACGCCGCAUCAUCUUAAGGGGAUUAUUCUCGCGAAAGUGAAGCGGGACGUUCUAUGCCCGUCCCACGCCGACAUCAACCUGGAGGAGCCGUCAAAGUCACUGGAUAUGGUCGUGACCCCCUCGUCCAAGGUGGCUCAGAUCCCCAAGGUGAACGCCAAAGACGACGCGAAGGUACCGACGCCGUCUCACGUCCCCGGCAGUCCUUGUGUGGAGCACUGCUCGUGUCACAAUCACCCCGUGGCGGGGUUUUUGAUGCACUGUCAGGACAGGGGGAUUCAGAAGGUGUCGGACAUCGGAAUACUUCAACAGAGUCCGACUAAACUGGUCAUGACGGGGAAUAUGAUCCAGAAACUCUUCAAGUACGACUUUGUCACGUAUGAUAGUCUGGAGUUGCUCAACCUCGCGAAUAACAGAAUCGAUUACAUCGAUAAUGAAACUUUCCUCAGCUUGAGCAGCUUGAAAAAACUCUACUUAAACGGCAACAGGAUUGAGAAGCUGUUCUCCACGAUGUUUGUGGGGCUGCACAACCUUGAGUUCCUGUAUCUGGAGUACAAUCUUAUCAAAGAGAUUGCUCCCGGCACUUUUAAUCCCCUGCCAAACCUGAAGCUGUUGUCAUUAAACAACAACCUGCUCAGCUCGCUCCCGGCCCAGAUCUUCCGCAACGUGCCCCUCACCAAAUUAAACCUGAGGAAAAAUCUACUUAUGCAUCUGCCGGUGAGCAACGUGCUCGAUCAACUGGACUCGCUGGAGCAGAUUUACUUAGAGGACAACCCGUGGGACUGCAGCUGUGACUUGCUCAGCCUCAAACAAUGGGUGGAGAAGCUCAGGAAGGACACGGUGGUGGGCUCGAUUUUGUGCCACACCCCCAGUAAAGUGAUCCAGGCUGAACUGAGGAGCCUGCAUCAUGAGGUGUUGUGCCCCGGUUUGGGGACGUACUACCCGAUGUCUCCAGAUGGCGAGGAGAGCAUCACGGCGACACUGGGGCCGGAAAGCCUCGACAAAGGUUUAUUCAGCUCCCUCACGGACACCGUCCCCCUCUCAGUGCUCAUCCUAAGCCUUCUUAUGGUUGUCCUCAUGAUUAUAUUCUGCUCAGCCGGGUUGGUGGUGUUUGUGGUGCACCGGCGUCGGCGCAGGGCGAAGAAAAAAGCAGCAGAGGAUCAGCCGCAAGGGAACGCCAGCAGCAGCCCCAUUCACUUACACUACAGCAUGUACGGGCAGAAAACCACACACCACACCCUGACGCAAAGAACCGGGUCGGCCACUCUCUACGAGGAGAGGUCGCACAGCCCGAUCGUGCAGAUCUGCCGCAACCCCACGUACUGCUCCCAGCACAAGGAGCACGACGCCGAGUUGGAUUACGGCGUGGACGACCCGAGCGCCAAGCACCAGUUCUGCCGGAGCAUCAUGGAGAAGGAGAACACGUCCCCGCUCACAGGGAACCCCGGCUCCAAGUUCAGACCCAUGGCCGGGGAGUGCCCGGCGGAGUUCGUCACGCUCGGGAAUCCCAACUCCUUGUACAGGAACCUUCUGGAGCGGGAGAAGGAGCUGCAGCAGCUCGGGAUCACCGAGUACCUCCGCAAGAAUAUGCCUCAGCUCCAGUCUGCCGUGGACAUGCAGGUCCCGGGGCACCAGGAGGAGUUGAAGCUAAUGGAGACGAUUAUGUACUCCAGACCGCGCAAGGUCAUGCUUGAGCAAACUAAGAAUGAGUACUUUGAACUCAAGGCCAACUUGCAUACUGAGCCUGAUUACUUAGAGGUUCUGGAGCAUCAAACUGCAUUUAACUGAGCUUACACAAUAACUCCAUAUAUUACAGUCUGAACCAAGUGCCUUGUCCUGUUCGCCCUCUUGUACUUUUCCACAAAUAUAUACCAUGGGCACAUCACUUUCAGUUGAACAGUAGCACAGAAUGUAACCGGUCUAGUCUUUGUCACCUGUAUCUGUUGACAGCCAUGUUAUGUAGCUGCUGAGACGUGGGCCAAAUAGAACCUAAAGAGUCUGUUGAGCAGACCUGGUUUGGAUCUAACUUUGAAAUCAGAGCUUUUCUUGUUAUGAUUGAAGGCCGGUGCAGGCGUCUGAAUUGAUCCGCAUAGCGCUCGCCCCUCCCAACCCCCCCGUGUGGCAUCCUGAUCGCAUAGAGCAGAUGUUUGGAAAGAAGUGGGUGAAUUCCAAUCACCACUUGACCCAGAAUUACUGUUUAACCAGUAAUUCCGGGUCUGACCUGAUUACACCCUCUGUCAACAUAAGCCAGCUGGAUUGCUGUACCCAUAAUGCUCAUUGUGCCGUAGAGUCAGCAAAACGCCAACUGGUCGGUUGUUUUCGAUCAAUCCAAGACGCUGCACAGCCGCAGUCAUAGGACCUCUAUUUAUUUUUAUACAAAGCGGUGGUACUCACAGUACGGAUGUGUAUUCUCCUCUCAAUCAGUACAUACAGCACUUAAAAGUACAGUAUAUUCCACACAACUGUAAUCUUGUACAAAUGCAUUGCACUAAUCAAAUGCCAUAAGGUGGUGCAUGACAAUCAACUGAAUCCUGCUGAAUUUCUGUUUGUUUGUUAUGUUUGUUUGUAAAAAUGAGCCACAAAUGUGUGUGAUCCCUCAGUGUGUGUGCCUGUAUGUGUAUGUCUGGAGGUAUUCAAGCAGCAUCAGGAGUAGGACUCCUUCUGCGGGAACUGUCGGGACUUUCUAAAAGGCGGGGAUUAUUAGCACAUCAAUGGUUAACGGCGAGCAGGAGCUCCAAGUUCCUCACGCCGGACCGGACGACCUGCCAACCGACUCAUAUUCAAACAAAGGACUGCUGUCGGGACAUUGUCAGGAUUUAUACUCUCCACUCCCUUCAUACUCAUACGACUCUGAAACGGUUCGUGUAAGCACACACUCUGUAGCUUUUCUACCUAACUAGAUUGAAUUAUUUAUUCUGUAUAUUUUGUAUAUACUUAUGUUCCAUUACAUUUUUGGUUUUUGUGUGCCUUCAGUGCUGUACAGAAUAUAAACAGAAGUUGUAACUGAUA